This is a messenger RNA of Dermacentor silvarum, 10326 nucleotides long. It is a transcript of the gene scalloped, whose product is annotated as transcriptional enhancer factor TEF-1. Gene Ontology annotation, biological process: embryonic organ development; hippo signaling; regulation of transcription by RNA polymerase II. The coding region runs from base 1059 to 2486 and encodes 475 amino acids. Gene Ontology annotation, cellular component: transcription regulator complex. Gene Ontology annotation, molecular function: DNA-binding transcription factor activity, RNA polymerase II-specific; RNA polymerase II cis-regulatory region sequence-specific DNA binding. The transcript has 14 exons. The record is from RefSeq and is a predicted model, not a curated record. Lineage: Eukaryota; Metazoa; Arthropoda; Arachnida; Ixodida; Ixodidae.
UCGCAUUCCAAGCCCGCGGGAGCAGCUGCCGCCUGUGCCGGAGCGUGUGCGAGGAGCGCCGGGCCGUGCGCGCUUCGCUUGUGUGCGUGGAAUUUUCUUGACGUCGUAUAACGCCGCCGCGGCCGCUCGCCUUCCCCUUGCCUGAACCGUCGACCGGCCCGUCCGUCCCAGUUUUCUUGUGGCCGUCGAUUUCUUCUUCUACGGCCGCCGCCGCCGCAUCUGAAAGAGAAGUUUGUGCGUGUGUGUGUGUGUGUGCGGGGGCACCGUUGACGAAAGCAAAAGCGGGAAAAAGCGAUAAAGCGGGGGAGAGAGGUAUCUUGUGGUGUGGUGUACGCGCGUUUUUUUUUUUUUUUUUUUCUCCGUCACUGAAAAAGAAGAGAAAUUAGCUCUGGACGGACCGCUGGACUUAAACGUGAUCCGUCGAACGACAACUCUUCCACGUUUUUGAAUUCGAGUGCUGACGCUGCUUUUUGUUGCUUCAGUUCUGUCUCGAUCUCUGACCCCCAACUCCGUGGCCCGAUUGUUGUUCAGUGCUCAGUGGCCGGCUGGCUUGUUUACUCCCCCCCUGUGUUCUUCGUUCUCCGCCGUGAGUUUUGUGAUUCUACUGGAUCUACUACCUUCCGAGGAAAACACCUCGACUGUUGUCAUCGCACGCGUCGCUUCGCUGUGCGGCCUGAAUUCCUCUUUUUCGCCGCGUCGUACAGCGAAGGACCGGACCCCCUCUGUUUACCGGAGUUGACGCCUGCGAUAAGUGAGAUACGGCACGUUGGACACAGUGGAAAAGCAGGCGUUGCUGGUUCGCUAAAACGCGCAGGAGCGUCCAGUAGCGCUGGAAGAGUUGUGACAACGGGCGCAUCGGCAGCUGCUUUGGCCGUCCAUGCCUUUGCCCUGAGGACUGCGGCUGCUGCCUCGUCGAGGUCUGGGCGGCGGACACGGCAACUUCCACGGUUUCCCUGUAGACCUGCAGGGCCAGUGCGACCAACUUCAUCGAUGCAGCGCCUACUGAACGAAGGAGCAACAAGGUCGCGAGCUCGGACAGUUGGUAUACGUGAUUGAAGAUGAAAACCGGCGAAAAACACUACGUACGCUGGCAAGAAGACAACGGGAUGAGUGUGGCGCCCAUAUCUGUGUUCAAGAUUUCGUCCCCCUGGAACUCCGGGCCCGGCCUGACGGGCGGGGGCGCCCCUCCGCCCCAGGCGCCCCUGUCGGACGCCGGAUCGGACGACUCUAACUCCAAGGAUGGCCCGUCGUCCGGCGGGGGCCGCGGGGCCAACGACGUCUCCAACUCGGACGCCGAGGGCGUCUGGAGCCCUGACAUAGAACAGAGCUUCCAGGAGGCGCUUGCAAUUUAUCCGCCAUGCGGAAGGCGCAAGAUCAUCCUCUCGGACGAAGGCAAGAUGUACGGGCGCAAUGAGCUCAUCGCCAGGUACAUCAAGCUCCGGACGGGGAAGACGCGGACGCGGAAGCAGGUGUCCAGCCACAUUCAGGUCCUGGCCAGGAGGAAAGCCCGGGAGAUACAGUCCAAGUUAAAGGACACGGCGGCGAAGGAGAAAGCGCUUCAGUCUCUGACGUCGCUGUCUUCGGCGCAGAUUGUGUCGGCCACGGCCAUGCAGAACAAGGCCGGACUGGCCUCCCUAGUGCCGCCCGUCAGCUACACAGGGGCGCCGUUUUGGCAGCCACCAAUCGGCCAGCCUGGAACCUCUGAAGACGUCAAGCCGUUCGCGUCGCAGCCCUAUGCUCUGCAGAGCCCCAAGGUUCCCCCCGUCAGCGCCGGCGCGGGUGUUGACCUGCUGCCUCCCCCGCACGGCGGAAUGACGCCCUCAUGGGAGGGCCGCUCCAUCGCCACCCACAAGUUGCGCCUCGUCGAGUUCUCCGCCUUCAUGGAGCUGCAGCAGGACACAGAUACGUGCAACAAACAUCUGUUCGUGCACAUUGGUGGCCCACCUACCUACACAGAUCCACUUCUGGAGGCGGUGGACAUUCGGCAAAUUUAUGACAAGUUUCCUGAGAAGAAGGGGGGCCUUAAGGAACUGUAUGACAAGGGUCCUCAGGAUGCCUUCUUUUUGGUCAAGUUCUGGGCCGAUCUCAACACAAGCAUUCAGGACGAAGCUGGCGUCUUCUAUGGCGUCACUAGUCAAUAUGAAAGUAAUGACAACAUGACAAUAACUUGCUCCACAAAGGUUUGCUCCUUUGGGAAGCAGGUUGUUGAGAAAGUUGAGACUGAGUAUGCAAGGUUUGAGAAUGGCCGUUUCGUGUAUAGAAUUCAUCGAUCACCAAUGUGUGAAUACAUGAUCAACUUCAUUCACAAGUUGAAGCAUUUGCCUGAGAAGUACAUGAUGAACAGUGUCCUCGAGAACUUCACAAUCCUACAGGUUGUGACCAAUCGAGACACCCAGGAGACGCUUCUCUGCAUCGCAUACGUGUUUGAAGUCUCCACGAGUGUUCACGGAGCCCAGCAUCACAUCUAUCGUCUCGUCAAAGACUGAGUGCCUCAGCGCACAUCCUCGCCAGUUUCUCAGUGCCUCUCAUCCACCACAGCCUCCCGCACACAGUUGCCGCGAAAGAGAAGGAAAGGUGCCUGUGUGGUUGGGACGUGAAGAAAAGGAAAAAAAAAGUGCAUCAUCUGUAAAUAGCAGUGCCACCGCGGUGAUUCGUCCUCGGUUCUGCCUUCUGCAAUCCCUGCUGGUGCUUCUUAGCUCUUUCUUUAUUGCUGUGCUCGUGUCGGGCAUUUGCAGCCCUUUCUUUCCUCGGCUUUCGACUGCUUUUCUUUCGCUUGCCACUUCCGAGUUACGAGCACAACUGCUGCUCCGUCUUUUUUUUUUUAUCCUUCCACGUUUUGGCGAAGUGUUGUAUGACAUUGUAUGACAAUGUGACACAAUAUGACAACAACUUUCUGGGCGAAUGUCUUGCAAAGUGUGUUUUUUGUACCAUGGUUAAUGUGCAGGGAAGUCUGUGUCAUUUUGAAAAGUUUGAAUGCCGAGGUCAUGCAGACAGAUGAAAACAUGAACGUGAAAAAAAAAUGUUCAUCCUUUCUACAAUAUUAAGCAGUGAUGGAACAGCCACGCCAAUUGCGCCGAGAGUGGUUCUUUGCGCCAUCAUGCUCCAAAACGGCAUUUUUGCGCUAAAAUGUGCCAAGUCUGAGCAAAAUUAGGUGCAAGAACCAAUGCCUCCUUCGGGUGAUGCUGCCUCCAGUAGCGCACCCAGGAUCUCUGCCAGGGGGGGGUUGACAGUUUGCCAAUACCAUCUAAACAGCACUAAUUUCGAUUUAUUCACGGGAAAUUGUCAAAAAAUGCGCUUUUUGCGAGUGUGCAGACGAUUGCGCGUAUUACAUCUUAGUUGCAGUACUCAAAUGCGUAAGGAAAGAAAAGGGGUUAAACAAAAGUUAAGUCGGCCUCAGGGGGGGGGUUACAACCCCCGAAUCCCCCCCCCCCGUCGGUGCGCCACUGGCUGCCUCCAUAGCAAAACCUUAAGCACACCACUGUCAUCAUUCUGGAAGUCAACAGAGCAGCCACAGCCACAGAUAUAAGCGAAUGCCGAUUAUUCAUUUGCUGUUUUCGUACAUUUUUUUCCAUUUCUUGCUAGUGAAUGUUCUAAUGUACUGUUGCUGCAUGGUCUUUUUGGUUGCACUGUUUGUGCAGUAGUUUGGCAUUCCUUGUCCCAGUACAGCACAGAACAGGUGCAGGAUCAAAAACAAGCUUCAGAUAAUAUCUGGUGGCACAUUGUCUAGCAUAGUUGUUGGUUGGGCUGCUUUAAAAAUAUACGUGUUAUUCAACCACGUGUGUUGACGAGUUACUACUGACUUAUAAAACUAAUAGCACUAAUAUGGGACUAAGCAAGACACAAGACAGUGCCCAGUACGCCGACUUGCGUCUUCCUGUUUUGUCCUGUUUUAGCACUGCUUGUGUUCCAAGUCACGUAUUCAACUGCUGACAUAUAAUUUACAUAUGAAUAGGAACCUUCCUUGCAACCCUGCCCAGUUAUGCAGCACAGAUUGUGCACAUUUGGAAGAACCUGUGGACAUCUUCACUAACUUCAUUGUUGUCACGCACAUCCUUAAGGCAUGCGCUUGUUGAAAUGCCCUAGUUUCGCAGAUAUUAUUUGCAAAGAAGAUGCUAAGCCGAGUUCUGUAAUUAUUUUCAUGCAGCAAAGGCUGGCAGGCGACUGUGUGAUCAAUAUCAAGUGUAAAUGCAAUGCAGCAUGUACUGGAGCCCCGAAUGGGUUUUGAAAUGUAAUGAUGAAUGAUUAUAAAAGUUACCUUGCACAUAUCUCAUUUGAAUAGAGAAAUUAUAUGUGUGGCUUUGUUUAAUGAGUAAUCCACACUUCUUUUUUUCUCAUGUCGCUCUCAUCUGUAAAGGACUUUUUUUUCUUGCUCACUUGAAAUGCGCCGAACUUGCAACGUAUUUUGCAAGUCUAAAUGUUAGGAGCAGCUUUAUACUGCGAUGUGCAGAAAAGGAAAGCCAUUUUAAUAAACAUUAACGAAACUAGUUCGGUAAUUUUUCGCUUGAAUGACCAAUUGAUGCACAUAAAGCUGGCUCCUCUGUAUUGGCUAUUUCAGUUGAAAUAGAGACCAUACUAAUACAUAGAUGUAUGUUGGACAGUGCGCCAAAAGUGGUUGUCGCUGUGCCAAAUCAGAUUUGAAUGCGAUAGCAUUAUAGGUGGGCUUCACCCGCCUUGGAGGUAGUAUCUAACAGAAAACUCAAGGUGUGUUGAGCGUACGCGACUGCGCCACAUUGGCACAAUAUUGCAAGUUUGUAACAGAUACGAGGUAUAGAAACGUCACUUUGAUAAAUAAGAGUCCAUGGUUGCCCGUGAGGCACCCACGCGGCAGCUGUCGGCCGUCACAAUCAUCAGCAUUCUAAAUAUACUGUCACAUCCUUACGGUUGGUUUUUGCCGGUGCCAAGAUCUGGCUCCAAAAGGUGAAAUGGCUGUUCCACCACUGUAAUAGCGACGGUGAAAUCGUUGCUUAACUCACUAAAUUGGUAGUGAAUGGUGAAAAUUUUUCUUACACUGGUGCUUUGUUAGUUUCACGUUGGCGUUUGCGAACUAAAAGACACGGCAGUGGUCAACAUUCGCAAAACGCUGUGCUUCACAGAGAAGAGCAAACAAAAUACGGUGGUUGCAUUUUUGUGGCGACAUUAUUUUUUAUCACGUUUCUGUUGUUUGUAAUGCGAUAAAUACUGGAGACAAGCAAUAAUAUAUGUCUUAUCAUUUAUGGCAGAAUUUCUCUCUGAACAGCAGUCAGAAUGUAAGGUUGCACGUAAGACUGCUGUAGCCAUUUUCUUCCAAUACGUGGCACCUACAGUUGUCCUUUUUAAAAUAUAUCUUCACUUCAUCAUAAUGAAACAAUUUUUAUUUAUACUUUUUCGUGUAAAAAUUGCCUAAACGUUACUCCUAGCAUAAUCCAUGCUGAAAAGUGGAAUAGAGGUUUGUGUGUGAGUGGUUCAACAUAUACAGCAUGUGUAUUGCAGUGGCACUUUUUAUUACUACUUUUAUUUGUAGUGGCAAUACAUCCUUGCAGACUUUGCACUUGGGAUUUUUUUUUCAUGGUCUGGCUCUACUCUCCGCAGUAUAUUCAUUUUCACUACGAGUGCAUUUUAUUGUUUUUUUUUCUGAAGCAAAGUGUUGAUAUUUGUGCUCAUUGUUUACGUAUUUGUUGUUCCCUUUGUCCCUAGUGUGGUGCAGCAUUAUUUGAUGCAGCAGGGUCACUCGCCGGUGUUUAUUCUAUGCGGCUGUUGCGUUGCAAGUUAAUGCACGACAACACUGUAAAAAACUUGUAAUAAUAUGAUCACCCGAGAAUGCCCGCACAUGAAACUCUUCAUCAGUAGACUUUCGCAGCUCACUGGGUGGAACUCCAAGCAGUAUUGCUAGUUUAUCCAUAGAUUUUGUUGAACCAGCAUUAAAGAUAUGCCAUAAUCUGCAGAUAAUCAUGCGAAUGCACUAGAUACAUCCUUAUGUAAUCCAUGGACUAAGAUUUUAGCCUCGAACAUGGUGUGAAAUGUUUAAAUGACAAACAAGGUGACAUGCAGUAAAUGAACACAUUAAAAUAUUGCACUAGUAUAAAUUUAUACAUAAUAACUGAUGCCACUAAUACAAGAAAUGUGCAUUGAAAAUGGUGCGACUAUUUUCGAUGUUAAGAGCAACUGCCAACUAUGCUUUUCCAGAGAUUCUUCCACAGUGUUAAAUGUGCUGAAAGAAAUGUGUACACAUGCAUUUCAUUGUUGUAUAUAAAUUAAGAAAUUGAGGCACCCAAUCAAUGUUGCUGUCAUUUAUGCAAAGUUCGCUCAAACAUUUGCAGUCCACUUGAAUAUGCCUAGUAUUUUUGCAAACUUGCUAAUUUGAGACAAAAUAAAAGAAAUAUCUGCUAAAUGUGCAUUUUGCUGCUAAACAAUGUGAGAAUCCACUGGAUAUAGCAGAAAAUCCGUCAUAAUGUUAACAGAGACUAUUGUUAUAAAACAGUAAUCUCUGUGUGUUUUGCACUUAUGAGGUCGUGUUAUGUUACGACCAGAAUGUAUAAGUUUUACAGGCUUACUGGAGUUUGGCAGUGAGGCAGGAUGUGAUGGAAGGCAUUUGCUGCUGUCAGCUGCUUGAUUGCUGUAACCUAACGUGACUCGAAUGUGAAUUUCACUGAAAUGAGAAGGCUGCACAAAAGUUCCAUUCAUUGAACUGAGAAACUCCAAAAAAUAUGGGCUUUGUUGCAUCAAGGUACGAGUGCUGUGAGUUGCUGCAUCAUAAUGAUAAUGCUGCACUACCAAAGCAGAGCAGCAGCUUGAUAUGUUUGUGUAGUUGACAUAGAGGAGCAGAUUUUGAUGUGUAACAUUGUAUGAUCUCAAGUCAAAUUUUUUUUCCCAUGGUAUAGCUUGUUACGUUGCCAAAUGGGUGCCCGAAAGCUCAGAUGGCUUGCCGCGUCUGCCAAUGCCGGCUUGUCUCAGUGCAUCUUCGUGAUAAACGCCAUUUACGGUGACACGGGCACCUUGUAAAGGAGCGCUCGCAAUCAUCAGUAACACUUUGAGAGUGUGUUGUUUCAACGCAUUGGUCUUUUACUUGGGGCACACACCAUUUGCCAAAGGGGUGUUCCCAGAGGUAGCUUCCAUCACUUCUUUUUUUUUUCUUAAGGUCGCGCGAUGUACUUGAGUGCCAUUUCUGCAAAAAAUAUCCCACAAACUCGUUACUCUUUUGUUCUGGACCAUUGAUCUGCGCGUUUUUCCAUCAUGCACAGAAAACUGAAGCCAACUCUUGUGACUUCUGUGUGGUGCUUUUCAUCAAACAACUUUGCAGCUUAUAUUCAUGUUUUGAACAUAGAUGAUAGUACUCGACUGCUUUUACGGACACUUCAUUGUUUUCUAUCUGCCGCCAGCCUCAGUAGCACCUAUGAGCCGGUUAACUGUGGAUAACUACAGUGUGCUCCCAUAAAUCGAACGCAAUCAAAGGCUCUGCACAGCCUUUACACAAGUCUUAUCCUUAUCUAGUGGAAGCUUGUAUGAGCUAUGCACAUUCUGGGCAAGUGUGACCUUAGCACAUUAUGCUGGUCAAUAGAAAGAGGAGACGCUUCUUGUUUUUUCUGUGUAAAUUUUUUUUUAAACAAGGAGACAUCUAAUUUGCCAUGGUUGCAACACACAUAUUUUCAUACUAAAAUUGACUUCACUUAAAAGUUAUAGUCAAGAAUGAACUGAAUGUGAGAGACACAGAUGCACAUUGCACGCAGUAUGUAACCAUUCAAGUGACGCAAAUAAUUCUGUAAUGACAUUCAGUGAUGAAGUCAUACACAAUAUGAUUUAGACUGGACAAGCAUUGAAUAUCCCUGGCAUUGGAACAACAUAUGUUUAAGGCUUUUGUUUUUUCAACUUCACUAAAAAGCAGUAAAUUGACUAUAGAGUAAUGGGAAGAAAUUGCAGACUACAGUCAGUGGUGUGUUUUGCACGAACGUUGUACUUCUUGGCACCCUAUUUCACUCGUGCAUUCACUUGCCAGUGCACAGUGCUCUGAACAGGGCACACCAACUUAGUAUUCAAUCUUGCACAUUCUAAAGACAUUCAUACUGAGAAUAUUGCAGUUUGUAUGCUGCAUCAGAAAGAUGGCAAUUGUAAAUUCGACAGAGCGGAUACCGUCUUGUCUUAUCUUAGCAAUAAAUUGGUGCUGCAAUUCUAGUUAGGUGUUUCCUUCAGCAGUGGACCACACAAUACUUCAGAACAGCCAGGGUAGCAGUUAAUUCUUGAUAAGCAGAAAUGAUGGCGUCAUAUCACUGGGCAGUAUUAAUUUCACAUGUUUGGGCUUUGAAAAUGCAAAAAAAAGCACUGCGCCACAUGCAAAAUGCCAACAACUUUCUUAGUUAGACAUUCACAGAAUUAAUUAUGCUAAUAUGUUACGAGCUCCUGUCGUAUGUUUCUGUGUGUUCUGACCAUUGCGGAGCACUCGGGCACGUUUGACAAUUUGCCAAAGUCGUACGUUAAGCCCAUGUUGUGUACUGCACAUAAAACUAACAUCCAACCAAAAUUGCAAAGUUGUGGCGAAGUGAUAGCCAGUUUGGGAAGCAAUUUACGAAAUCAGUGCAGUACAGUAGCUGAGGUGGGCUGAGAUGAGCAGUGUUCAGGACCAAGUGUUGGCUGCAUUGGCAAAACAGUGCAACUUGGGUGAACUUUCAUGUGCCCACAGAACAUGGCCUGGAUCUUGAGCACUUGCCACCUGCAACAGCUACACAUACAAAAAGCUUCUAGAUAUGUGAAAUUUAAACCGUCAAUUUACUUCCAACAAAAACUAUUAAAACUUGCAUACCCGCAACACUUUGUGCGGACUUGAAAUCUUCAGACGGAAUUUCAUUAUUCUCAGGAUUGUCUUCUGUGUGAUUUCACAUUGAGAAGCCUUAGUUGCCCGAGGAUAGUUUGAUCAGGUUGUGAGUUUAAGCGUACUUAUACUUAAUGCCGUACUUCUUUUCUUAUCUUUUUAUGUGUAUAUAUACGUUUGUGCGCAGUGUUGAGGUGCCCCGGGAGCAUCCGAAACAUGGUAGUACUGAGCUUGAAUAUUUCAUAGCACUUCAGGUAUGCUGCUGGCAGAGCAACUUUCUUUUCUUUGGCCUUAGUGAUGUUAUUAAGCUCCCUAUACUAAGCACCGUCCAAGGAGCAUAUCCUGUUUGUUUUUUCCGUAAGCAUAGGAGCCCUUCCGGUCCUUCUAAGCGAGAGUCAACCUCCUCCUCUGAUCUCCUCAUGGCAAUCAGCUUCACGGCCUGUUGAAGAACCACAUGACGUUGCAUUUAACUUAGGUGUAUUAGGCAGCUAAUUUGAUUGUGUCAAGCUUCAGCUCUUGUGGUAGCUGCAACUCGGUGUGCUUAGCUGUAUUAGCUGCAGGGUGUGGCUUGAGCUAUGUAAUGGUACUCCGACAGUAUUUGGAAAGUGGGUUCCAAGUUUCAAAAAUUUUGCUGUCACUUGCCUACGUACACUAGCUGCUCAAGUUUUGUUUGGUGCAUGGCAGGUAUUGUGUGGCCAUAGGCUUGAUUCAAGUUAAGCGGCAGAUCAUCAUGACCCUGGCUUCCCAAGCUUUUAAUUGUAGUGAUUUUUAUAUGCGUGCCUGAAAGUUGCCUCAUAUUUCACAGUAGUCUCUCAUUAUCAUAUUUUGAAAAAAUGUCAUUGCGCAAGGGAAUCGGAAAAGUUUCAAUUGCCUUUUUUUUCGUGCUAGAUAUCUUGUUCGCACCAGAGUGAGAAAUACUGCCUUGGCAGUGUUUGUCCAUCUUGUGUGUGCUAGCUAUCGCUGUAAAUGCUGGUGUUAAUAUCUGCCAGUAUUUGGAUGGAGCAAAGCCCUUUUUAUGAGCCUGUUGCCCAAGACCUUGUCUUAUGUAAUGAAAUCAUUCGAUGCCACAAACAUUUCUUGGACAUAGACUAAAGCGACGUGCCUGGUAUCGCUACAUGGUUUUCGACGAGCAAUAAACUCUUCCUCAAGGCUGAAACUCCAUCACCCAAAGAGCUUUCUUUUUUUAAGGUUUCAUGCCAAAUAAAACAGGCAAAGUGCAGAACAUAAGGCCUCUUGAAUGCUGGUGUGUAGAUACAAGUGCCGCAUGUCUUGCGUCAGUGAAACAUAUUAUAUAUGCUUGCCUGUCCUUUUUUUCCCCCCGCUGAGUUGCAUUUGUAUGCAUCCAUUUGCCUCAUUAUAUGAAGUGCAUUUUUUUGUGGAGUGCUUAUUUAAUAUUAAUUAGAGGCGAUGAACAUGUGGCACAUUUGUGAUGAAGCAAAGUAUUUGCCAAUUGUGUUUUAUAUGUACAUAUAUAUAAAUAUAUAUACGGUUGUAUAUAGAUUUAUAUAUAUGUAUGACUGCGUAGGGCGAAUAAAAGGAACCCUGCA